AUGACCUCUUUGCCCUGCCCCCUCCCUGGCCGGGACGCCUCCAAAGCCAUCUUCCCGGACAUCGCCCCUGUCCCAUCGGUAGUGGCUACCUACCCGCUUGGCCUCUCCCCCGCAACCGCAGUCGCCCCCGAUUUGCCCUACUCUGGGCCCUAUGGCCACCUCCUGUCCUACUCUUACACUGCGCCGGCGACCCCGGGAGACUCCUACCUGCCCUGCCAGCAACCGGCGGCGCCCUCUCAGCAGGAGCCGAAGGCAGACUCGGAGAAGCCGCCGCUGUCCCCGGAGUCCUCGGAGCAGCGCCCGCAGGCCCCGACCAAGAAGCUCCGCAAGCCGAGGACCAUCUACUCGAGUCUGCAACUGCAGCACCUGAACCAGCGUUUCCAGCACACGCAGUACCUGGCGCUGCCCGAGAGGGCCCAGCUGGCCGCGCAGCUCGGCCUCACCCAGACCCAGGUGAAGAUCUGGUUUCAGAACAAACGCUCCAAAUACAAGAAGCUGCUGAAGCAGAACUCUGGAGGACAGGAAGGGGACUUCCCUGGGAGAGCCCCCCCCUUGUCUCCCUGCUCCCCGCCCCUUCCAGCCCUCUGGGAUCUGCCCAAGGCAGGGGCCCUGCCCACCAGUGGCUAUGGCAACAGCUUUGGAGCCUGGUAUCAGCAUCACUCCCCAGAUGUCCUGGCUCCAUCUCAGAUGAUGUGAGUCCCGGGAAGGGUGGGUCAGGCCCCUGUCCUCCACAAAGCCCAGGACCCAGCCCACCUGCACCCCUUCUGGUCCCAGAGGAAGCCAGCUCCAGAUGGAUUUUGUCAAGUGGACAAGGAGUUAGAGAGCAAGGAUGAGGUGGAGUCCUCUCUCCCUUGCCCUGUAACCCAAACGGCCUAAUCAGGACUUUGGUCUUAACCAUCGGCCCCACCACGACCGUGGACUGGACCCGGUCUGGACCCGUUCCCUCCAGCUGAUCAGGGGCUCUGGAGGGAGAGUUAUCGGCUGACUUCCCACCCCUUCCCUGGACUGCAGUCUACCACAGCCUGGGGGCAAAACUAAGAAACACUUGAGUAUUUUUUCCUCUCUGUGUGCCUUGGGCCUCACCCAACCCUGUUACGAGCAAAAGCAGAAGUGAAGUGGGCAUCCCGAGUCUUCACGAUGAGGACCAUCGGGUCCCCCCUCACCGAUUUUUCCUGGUGGUUGGCCCAUUAUCCCCAUGACUGGUACACCUCACCAUCUUGUGAGGGGGAAGAGAUGCCGAAAAUGUGGAGUUUGUGGACCUAUGGGUAAUUCAUGCUCUUCUCCUAAAAAAGCCUUCUUCCCAUGUCUAUUCAGUUAUAGUAGAUAACACAUCCAAUUAUCCUUGUAAUUCAACGGGUAUUUAUUAAGAGCCUAACCCCUCCUUUCCCAACCUUAAUACCUAAUAACUCCAUAUGCACACCCUCUUGGGAACCUGUAGGGUAACACUCUGGGGAGAAUGGGAGGGCAGACAGGCUCUCUGGAUGAGUGUAAGUAGAGACACCCCCAAAUAGGGAGGGUGGGCUGGCAGUUCAGCUCCUCACAGCUGUCUCUGUGCAAAGGAACUGCUCCUAUUUAUA
Messenger RNA from Zalophus californianus (California sea lion), 1577 nucleotides. RefSeq names its product distal-less homeobox 4 (gene DLX4). The record is from RefSeq and is a predicted model, not a curated record. NCBI's taxonomy places the organism in Eukaryota, Metazoa, Chordata, Mammalia, Carnivora, Otariidae. The transcript has 3 exons. Gene Ontology annotation, molecular function: RNA polymerase II cis-regulatory region sequence-specific DNA binding; DNA-binding transcription factor activity, RNA polymerase II-specific. Gene Ontology annotation, biological process: negative regulation of transcription by RNA polymerase II; cell differentiation; embryo development. Bases 1 to 696 code for a protein of 231 amino acids.